GGGGACAUCAUGGGACACAUGCGCGAAGAUUGCGCAAUAGAGCAAUGCAUUGUGGGAAGUAAAAUGGUGAUCCUCGUCGGUUAGACUACGAAACGAUACGAUGUAUGCCUCCAAGUCCUUGUCAUUGAGUAUCUAGAGAAAUAUACGCGUAUAGUAGCAUACAACUGAAUCUGUGAGUAUUCAGGGUACACAAUGCUCAAUUUAGGUUUCUUGUCAGGCGUCGUUAACACUGCUAUGAGAACGCAGGCUGUAAAAACGUUCCUCACUCUGUCAUCAGUAAGAAGGACUUUAGUUUGGACAAACAAACAAUCGCAACUCAGGACUUACAGUCAAGAUCAUGCGAAAAGUGGAUCGGCUAACUUUGUUUGUUACAGUUUGCCGCACAGGACUCUAGUUAAAAUAUAUGGCCAUGAGACCAAUUCAUAUCUUCAAGGACUUGUUACAAAUGACAUGGAGUUGCUGGAGGACGAAAGAUGCAUGUAUUCACACAUGCUGAAUGUGCAGGGGAGGACUCUCUAUGACCUUAUCUUAUACAGUUUGAAAGGAGAUUCUGCAGAACACAGCCUUUUACUGGAGUGUGACAGCACAGUGAAAGACGCAAUCUUAAAGCAUCUGAAGGUAUACAAAAUCCGCCGUAAGGUUAGCGUCACCCCUUGUCCUGAACUUGCUAUAUGGGCCCUGUUACCUGUGGACAACAGUUCACCAGGCAAACCAGAAGUGACUGCCAACAAAGACAAUACUGUACUGGAGAAGGACCCAAGAACUGAGCUUAUGGGGUGGAGACUGAUUGUCUGCCAAGAAGUUAAUCCAAAGGACAUCAUUGCCUCCGUUCAAGUGGGAGACACAGAAGAGUAUCACAAGCACCGUUAUACAAUUGGCUUGCCAGAGGGUGUGAGCGAUCUUCCUCCUGGUGUUGCCUUGCCUCUGGAAUCCAACUUGGUGUACAUGAAUGGAAUCAGCUUCAGUAAAGGCUGUUACAUUGGCCAGGAGCUCACAGCCAGAACCCACCACACAGGUGUUGUGCGCAAGCGCUUGAUGCCUGUGUGUAUGUCCAUGCCAGUUGACGGACUGAAGGAGGGAGUGGCACUGCAGACAAAUUCUGGGAAACCAGCGGGGAAGUACAGAGCUGGGAAAGGAGACCUCGGACUGAGUCUUGUCCGCUUGGCACACGCUAACGAGCCACUAACACUGAAGGCAUCUGAGGAUGGCAGCGCUGUGACGCUGCAGGCCGCCAUGCCUGAGUGGUGGCCUAAAGAUGCCAAGUGAGCCAAAGGCAAAAUUGCACAACAUUCUGUUAAAACACAUCAGGAUCACAUGUAUCAAAAUUUGGGGCAUAACGAAAAUUAUGUGGUGGCUUUUUAACUAGUUCUACACUGCAUUAAAGACCACACAUAAGAUAUUUGUUUUUAUUUAUUUAGGUUCUGAAACUUGAAAUAUGACCAUUCACACACAACGUCCAUUACUAG
Molecule: messenger RNA, 1466 nt
Organism: Sardina pilchardus (European sardine)
Lineage: Eukaryota; Metazoa; Chordata; Actinopteri; Clupeiformes; Clupeidae
Gene: iba57
Product: iron-sulfur cluster assembly factor IBA57
Exons: 3
Coding region: 193-1266 (357 amino acids)
Biological process (GO): iron-sulfur cluster assembly
Cellular component (GO): mitochondrial matrix
Molecular function (GO): protein binding
Source: RefSeq, a predicted model, not a curated record